Molecule: messenger RNA, 369 nt
Organism: Aureobasidium namibiae CBS 147.97
Lineage: Eukaryota; Fungi; Ascomycota; Dothideomycetes; Dothideales; Saccotheciaceae
Exons: 2
Coding region: 1-369 (122 amino acids)
Source: RefSeq, a predicted model, not a curated record
AUGUUCAAUGCUCUGAUUCGGACGCACCACAUUACUUCGAGGAAGAAGGUGACCAAGCUAAAACAGGCUGCCGAUGCGACACAGGUCUUUGCUCUGCUGAGAAGCGGAAGCUCACCAGGCAUCAUGUAUGUCGAAGGUGCAGAGAGUGGUGUCAGACAGUGGGUUGAUUCUGUCCAUAAUCUUCGCUACAAGGACUAUCAGCUAGUUGCUCGACCAGCGGCCGUUCAGCAUGAGAACCAGCCUACCAAGGAAUCGCAAAUAAGACCUGGUCUGUAUGAGACUGAUACGGUGAGCGAUUUUGGUAAACAAUUGCAGGACCGCGGUGUAUAUGCUUGGUGGCGCAAAGCUAUGGGCUAUGCAAAGGAGUAG